CUGUUUUUUAUUCCAAUCGAGAGAAAGUCCAGCGAUCUUCAUCUUGACAGUCAUAAUGAAGAGUGCAUUGACAUUCGAAACAACGGCACACUGCUCGACAACCAAGGCUCGAGUGUCCGUUUUGACUUUGCCACAUGGACCAGUAGAUACACCUGUCUUUAUGCCCGUGGGCACUCAGGGCACACUCAAAGGCUUUACACCCAAGCAGAUCAAAGAAUCAAACUGUCAAAUUAUGCUUAAUAACACCUAUCAUUUGGGUCUGAAGCCUGGUCAGGAAACGCUCGACCUUGUGAAUGGUUCCCACAACUUUCAAAAUUGGGGCGGCAAUUUGUUGACGGAUAGUGGUGGAUUCCAAAUGGUGUCCUUGUUGAAAUUGGCCAAGAUUACGGAAGAAGGCGUUCAGUUUGCUUCGCCACACGACGGUUCUCUAAUGAUGCUUACACCUGAGCAUUCGAUGUCACUUCAGAACUCUAUUGGCGCCGAUAUCAUGAUGCAAUUGGAUGAUGUGAUUUCUUCGCUGACAACCGGUCCCCGCGUUGAAGAAGCCAUGUGGCGCUCCAUUCGUUGGCUUGAUCGUUGUAUCAAGGCACACAAGAAACCCGAUACCCAGAAUUUGUUUGCAAUUAUCCAAGGUGGUUUGGAUGAAGAAUUGCGUAAAAAAUGUGUGGAGGAAAUGGUGAAACGCGAUACGCCCGGUUAUGCUGUUGGUGGAUUGAGCGGUGGAGAAGAAAAGGAUGUAUUCUGGAAAAUUGUUUCUUUAUGUACUGACUUGCUGCCUAAAAAUAAGCCGAUCUACUGUAUGGGUGUAGGCUAUGCAGAGGAUCUGGUUGUUUGUGUUGCACUUGGAGUAGACAUGUUUGAUUGCGUAUUCCCUACACGCACAGCUCGUUUCGGUAAUGCUUUGACUAUGAAAGGUGUGGUGACACUCAAAUCCGGUAAAAAUGCCUCCGAUUUCCGACCGAUCGAAGAAGGUUGUGAUUGCUCAACAUGCCAAAACUACACGCGGUCGUAUAUUCACUUAUUGACCACAAGGGAUACGGUGGGCUGUCAUUUGGUAUCCAUCCACAACGUUGCUUUCCAACUCCGUCUCAUGAGAGAAAUGCGCGAAGCCAUUACCAAGGAUGCAUUCCCAGCCUGGAUAAAACAGUUCUUUGCUGGUUAUUUCGGCGACAAGGCGCGAUACCCUGUCUGGGCCGUAAACGCCUUGAAAAGUGUCAAUGUGGAUUUGAUGGAGUAAAUCCUCUUCAUUGAUACUCUUAUUUUUAUUUUAUUUUUGUUUUUUGGGUCAGUCUGAACGAUAAUCGGAAAAGGAAACCGUCAACGUGGUAAUCCGCAAAUGUCCCCGACCCUGUUCAGUCUCCUUAUUUAAACCUUCAUACUCAUUGAGUCGCUU
Messenger RNA from Radiomyces spectabilis, 1393 nucleotides. Its product is annotated as queuine tRNA-ribosyltransferase. Gene Ontology annotation, molecular function: tRNA-guanosine(34) queuine transglycosylase activity. Lineage: Eukaryota; Fungi; Mucoromycota; Mucoromycetes; Mucorales; Radiomycetaceae. The record is from RefSeq and is a predicted model, not a curated record. Gene Ontology annotation, cellular component: cytosol. The transcript has 7 exons. The coding region runs from base 56 to 1237 and encodes 393 amino acids.